UCUUUCAUGACGAUCGAUCAUCGUCGUAUACAGAAGCUCCUCUCGCGAUAAAGCAAACUCCAGCGGAUCGAUAAAUCAUGUCAUUCUGUAAUCUAAUGGAGACUCUUGUUGCUCUCUUUCUCCUCUCCCUCUUCGGCCUCUCAAUGGCUGAAAUCCCGAACAAGAUUGGCGUAAACUACGGGAUGCUUGGAAAUAAUCUGCCAUCACCAGCCCGAUCCAUUGAGCUCAUCCAAUCGAUGAAGUUCAGCAGGGUAAAGCUCUAUGAUGCCAACCCUGAAGUCCUGAAUUUGUUAUCAGGGACAAAGCUCCAGGCUUCCAUUAUGGUCCAAAACCAUGAAAUCUCAGGAAUCGGUUCGAGCCAGGCGAUAGCUGAUGAAUGGGUCCGGAACAAUGUCCUCCUGUACUACCCCGAUACAAUUAUCUCUUUCAUCCUUGUGGGGAAUGAAGUCCUGAGCUCCACUUUGGACCAAGACCGUGAAUUGUGGCGGGACCUUGUGCCUGCAAUGAGAAGGAUUAGAGCUUCCCUUAGGGCGAAAGGUAUCCGCACCAUCAAGGUCAGCACUCCACUGGCAAUGGAUGUGGUGGAGUCGACUUUUCCACCUUCGAGCGCGAAGUUCCGGUCUGAUAUUUCCGAGUCUGUAAUGGAACCUCUGCUCCGGUUCUUGAAUGGAACGAGAUCGCACUUCUUCGUGGAUGUGUACCCCUACUUCCCGUGGUCCGGCGACCCCACCAACAUAGACCUUGAUUUUGCGCUCCUUCAAGGGAAUUACACGUACACCGACCCUGGAAGCAGAUUAGUCUACACCAAUUUGCUUGACCAAAUGCUCGAUUCCAUAACAUUUGCAAUGUCUAAGCUUGGCUAUGAGAAGAUCCCGCUUGUGAUAGCUGAAACAGGAUGGCCAAACGGCGGGGACCUUGACCAGUCAGGAGUCAAUGUGCAUAAUGCCGCAAUCUAUAACCGUAACCUGAUCAAGAAAUUGACAGCCAAGCCACCAAGUGGGACACCAGCACGGCCCGGGGUCAACAUUCCGACAUUCAUCUUCUCUCUGUACGAUGAGGACCAAAAAACAGGUCCAGGGUCGGAGCGGCACUGGGGACUACUGCAUCCAAAUGGAACGUCCAUUUACGAAAUCGAUCUCACAGGAAAGAGGCCAAUUUCCCAGUACAAAUCGUUGCCAUUGCCCACCAAUAACGAACCAUGCAAGGGGGAGUUGUGGUGUGUGGUAGCUAGGGAAGCAAACUUGACGGAGCUCAGGUUAGCGAUAGAGUAUGCCUGCGCAAGUGGGAAUGGGACGUGCGAUGCACUUAUGCCAGGAGGGGAGUGCCAAGAGCCAGUUUCAGAAUAUCUGCGGGCGAGCUACGCGUUCAGCUCGUUCUGGGCUCGGUUCAGGAGUCAGGGGGCCACUUGCUAUUUCAAUGGACUUGCUGAGCAGACCACUUCAAAUCCAAGUCGUGGAUCCUGCAAGGUCCCGAGCGUUACGUUUUGAAGAUGAGGAGAUCAAAUCAAGUCUAUAAUUAGUUUCCUUCUAAUCUCUAGAAUGAAAUCUUCAACAAAACUAUGUGGAUGUACUUAUUGGCUAUAUGUAUACAUUAAAUGGAGGAAGAAUGAUUUAUUUUAAUUAGUUUUGUGUUACUAUCGC
Punica granatum (pomegranate) is the source of this 1640-nucleotide messenger RNA. The record is from RefSeq and is a predicted model, not a curated record. Lineage: Eukaryota; Viridiplantae; Streptophyta; Magnoliopsida; Myrtales; Lythraceae.